This is a messenger RNA of Fusarium odoratissimum NRRL 54006, 4614 nucleotides long. RefSeq lists its product as uncharacterized. NCBI's taxonomy places the organism in Eukaryota, Fungi, Ascomycota, Sordariomycetes, Hypocreales, Nectriaceae. The record is from RefSeq and is a predicted model, not a curated record. The coding region runs from base 1241 to 3478 and encodes 745 amino acids. The transcript has 2 exons.
CACGUAAACAUCAAUAUCAACACCCAACUAUGCAUAUCCGUACACAAACCUUCAAAAAUAGAGUCUCGCGAGUAGCCAAGUUCCGAUGACCAAUGACGCAGGAAUGAAACCUCUCCAUUAGUGAUCCAUCCACAAAGACAAGCCCAAUGCUGCUCGCUGAAACCGCUCCAAGCUGCGUCACUGGCUGUUGCUCGAAACGGGGUCCUCGGUCCGCCAAUCGCAUGAUCCAGGGCGCUCACUCGCCCCUUAGGCCCAGCUCCGCCGUUCCAAACCUGGCCCCAGGCACUUGCACUGCCAGCCCAGGGGGAAUUUGUGGUUUUUACCCUCUGACAAUGGGGGGACACACAUUGGGGAACACGGAAGGUUCAAUUGCAGAUAAGAGAGUUAAUCUUUUGCAGAUCAUGACUGUUUGAUGGGAUUAAGAAUGUGCUGAGUGUUGCACAACCGUGCUCUUCCUCGUGCACGCCUCUCUUUGUGUCUUUAGCUAGGCCUUUAUUAAGCUUUCACGCGCCCUGAACUCUUCUGGUAGUUAACUCAACUCAGGUUCGAGGAAAACAAAAAACCUCCGCUGGAAUUGCUAGCUCAGGCAGUUCUAGACCAUCUUGAGCCUAGCCCGGACUCCCUCGAGGUCUUCCCCUUUCCAGACCAGUUCUGACUGGCUUAGGAUGGGGCGUUGGGUCCACUGAAGCCCGCUGGGAAAGUCGGGACCCUCUCUUGGUAUGGCGCCUGCUUGCCUCCUGUUGGUCUGUUCUCCCAGUCUCCCUCCUCCUGUUUCUGUUGUGUAGCCACUCUCAGUCGCUCCCUCGCUCCUCUUCGAAACCCGCUUUCUCUUUCUUGGCUUUUUGCAGUUCUGUCCAUCCUGUCAAUCCCCAUCGAUCCAUCCAUCCCAUCCCAACCACGACUAAACAAAUCAUCAUCAUCAUCAUCAUCAAUCAAUCGAAUCGAAUUCAAUCUCUCAAUCACUCUCGCUCAUCCGAUUAUCGACCUGACUCGAGUCAUCGAAUUUCCCGUUUCGAACUCAAUAUUCGCUCGCUACAAACUGUCUCCUUAUCUGACUUUGUCUCCCGAAAACGACUCCCUUCGCCAUUGGCUUGACGACCGCUCCCCUUCGAAUCCCGACACCGUUCAUCGCCCCCUUGGAUCUCAACGUCGACUUCAACUCUUGAAAUUCAACGACUUGUAGGGCACGCCCUUGCAGGCGUCUUUGGCUUGAAGCCCUGGCCUCCCUUUCCACCACGCCAUGGAUCCCAACAACGGGAAGGACUCUAGCAACUCGCGUCGCUCAUCGACCCGACGCUCGCGUUCCUUGAGGCUGUCCACUGGUAGUGGUGCCGACGAUGACUACGAUCUCAGUGCUAUGAUGGUGGCGGAUGGCUUCCGACCGUCCGAUAAUGCCACCUCUUCUUCUUCUUCCAUGAACCCGACUUCAAACUCCAAUACCCAACCCGAAUCGUCAUUAUCAUCGACUGAAUCCUUUUCCCAACAAUCGGCAUCUACAAAGUCAUCACAGGCACCACUUGUCUCUGGAUCAGGUGAAAUCGCACCUGCCAUCCGCAAUCGACCUUCUAGCAUCUCCAAGCCUCACCGAAAUCAUGAUUCUCUUGCUCUUCGAAACGACGGCACAUCAACUGCUGACCGAUCUCACAUACGCAACAACCACAGUCUAUCGUCAGAUUCUCCGGUCAUUCGCGCCGAAAGUCCAUAUACAGGCCCAUCUGGUCCCUCUCAUCCAUAUCAGAUGUAUCCUCAGCGAACAAUGAGUGUGGCUACUACAUCUACCACCGCCAACGCAGUCAUACCAGAAGAUCGUUCUUAUGGAGGCACUCAAGCUCCAACUCAUCCAUACGCUCUUUACACACAAAACACCACCUCCGGCGAGAGCAGCGCACCCUCGAUUCCAGUGGGAUUCAACGGCUUGGGAGGAACUUAUCAGCGACAACUAGGACCGGAUGGAGAAGAGGCAGGUGAUUUGGUCGGCCCAUUGGGCCAUAUGGAGGAACUGCCGCCCUACACCAGAUAUCCGGAUAAUGCGUAUGUGCCUAAACCUGCAACACAAACACCAGUAUCGCCAGUAUCGCCAGUAUCGCCCGUGUCUGAGCCCGCAUCCCCCACCAGGGAAAUUCCAGGAGCUGGUGGAAUUGGUAUGGCAACUCGCGAUCCUGAAUUCUCAUCAACGGAUGAUGACCUAGCUUUGCCGAGGACCCGGCCUUCAGUCAGAAGCCAUGCCUCCGAGGCCAGCCAUCACGACAUCAACACCGCCGCCGCCGAAACUUCCGAGAAGCCUACUGUCAACAAAUGGCAACGUAGGGCAAAGAAGAAGCUCUGGGGAAUUGUACCUUACUGGGCUAUUUGCCUCCUGCUUGUUGGCUUGAUUCUCAUGGGCAUCAUCAUGGGUGCCGUUAUUGGAACUAUGCUCACAAAAAACCAUAACAAUAACCCAGAUGGACCCCCUGAUCCAAAUGACAAAUAUUCUUACCAACCUCCGACCACGACCACAUAUGACCCUGAGAUCAUCACAACCAUACCGACUGACUUGCCCCCAAUGGCCGUAGGGCGUUUUGCACUCCCCAAUAUUGACCCUAGCCCUCAGAAUAGCAAUGCCUGUUUCAACGACUCGCAACAGUCAUCGGCCUGGUCCUGUGACAUUGUCAUCCCUAUGUGGUCGAUUCAGAUCGAUAAAGGCACAAGAUCCAAGUCCAAACCUUGCUACAAUCUGACUCUCAAAGCUAUUCCUGAUAAGGACACGCCAUUUCCGUGGGGUGCCCAACCUCCCAGCAUUCCUCAGCCAACACCUAUGGUAUUAGUUAACGACACGUUGGAACUUGCACGCGGUCCUGCUUGGUGGUUGAGGACAAAGUACAACAAGACUGUCAUCGUUUCCGAGAAGAAGUUUGGUGCUGCUCUGAGCAAGCGAGGUUGGGACGGCGACGAUGAAUAUGAAGACUACAACUCUUUCCAUCGAUUCAAGAACAAGGCCCCCCCCAAUGCCAAGAAGGGCGACAAGCCUUGGAUAUGUACAUGGCCAGACACUGUCAUCGAGUUCUUUAUUUACCCCGGUGAAAAUUCUUCGACCUAUCAUCCCCCUUCUGCGACAACUACUGGUUCCGAAGGUGCCACUGCCACAUACAGCACCUAUUCUAGCACAUCCACAGCCGACUGGAGCUCUUGGAAACAACCCGUGCCCGUGUUCCCCCAUGUUUACAAGAUGGUUGAGCGCCGAUUUCUAUGGGGUGAAGAAUCCGUGGCGACUUGCACUCAAUACGAGAUCAUUGGCGACGGAGAUGAGAAGAGGCCGGUCGAAAAAGACGGUAAGAAGGUUGUGAUCGUCAUUGUUGAACAGGAGAAUGAGGAUGUUGAUACCCUGGACCUUACCUUCACAAAGCGCUCAGAACUUGAGACCAAGAAAGCGCUUCGACAGUUGCUGAAACGAACAAACCCGUCACUUACCGAUUGCGGUUGCUCAUGGACGUCACUAUAAAGAGUUGAUCUCAUUUAUAUUGCCCUUAUUUGGCAUGGAUUCGCUUAUUUAUACAUGACGAGCCCUGCCAUUUUCUACCUUACACAUUCUUCUUCGAUAUCAUGGCGUUAUGCAUACAAGACUAAGGGGGCCAUUACUGGAUGACACGAUUCUUAUAUAUCCGUCGUGUCUACACUGAUUUUCUGUCAUUACUCAAGAUUGCAUCAUGCGAGAAGGAACGAGAGUCAUGUAACGGAAUGCAUUUUGGGUCACAAAUGAAAGGAAGGGAAUAUCUGGAGUUAUGGGAGCGACUGACCGCUUAUGAAAAGAAAUGCCUAUUGAUUGAUUCAAGUCCUUUGAUUUGUGAUUGUGUUUUACAUUGGCUACAAGCGUGUUUUUUUCACUGUCAAUGGUACAUAAACCCGCUGUUCUCAGCCUGAAAUAUGAUUCUCAGUUGUACUUGAAGUUAAUUACUUCGACGCCUGUUAAUUCAUACGGAUUCGUAUCCGAUGCUGACUUUCUAACCAUGAUGUACAUAAUUUGCCAUUAUAUACCAUGACAAAGCGAUCCCCUUCUGCUCCAAUGGACCUUAAGGGUCCGGCUUGAUCAGUUAUGAUUCCGUUAUCCUAGAACGUCGUUCGACUGAGAUGUUCGGUGCAAGAACUAGGAAACGAGGCUGCAUCCCACAGCGAGUCGUUCAUCGAUGCAACCUCCCACCGUGACGUCAACUCGUCUUGAUGCGGACUACUAAAAUUUGCUGAAGAACGUUUGAUAGUAUCAUGAUUGUGUAAACGUAGCCUCGAGGCUAUGCGUCUGAUUUCGUCAAGGUCUCGCAGGCGUCACUGGGCGUCUUUCCCAACAGCUCCCUCGUUCUCCGGGGUUUCCCGAAUCUCAUUGUCGAUGAUGUCUUUCCUUCCAUCUCGGAAAUCUCGCAUUAAUGACAAGAAGACUGAGUUCUUCCAUUUCUCGCCAUCCUCAUGCUCGACUGACUCAAGAAGACGCUCUGCAGCAUCUGCAACUUCUGACUUUGUCUUUGCCGCCUCAACAGGUUCUGUGACCACUGACUCCUCUGUCUCAAGAGAAAGGCUGGCAAUAUCUGGUGUUGCGAGCUUGGUAGGGUUAGCCUCCAAUGUCGGCUCAGCGGUUGUCUCCUGUUG